Messenger RNA from Rangifer tarandus platyrhynchus (Svalbard reindeer), 342 nucleotides. The record is from the annotation of a GenBank genome assembly. Lineage: Eukaryota; Metazoa; Chordata; Mammalia; Artiodactyla; Cervidae.
AUGGAUCACUGUACCCCAUCUCUGGGUCCCCUUCCUCCACUGUUUCCCUCUCCAGCAUCCAUACCACACAUGGCCUGCUACAACGGACUCUUGAAAACAGGUAUGGACUUGUUAAAACUCCAAAGGAUCAAGUUAAAACUUCAGGUUCAAGGCCCCGUCUCAGGAAUCUCUAAUUUAUCUUUGCAUCCUCAGCUCCCAAUAUUUACUCUGCCAACCACAUUAAACUUGGAAUGUUCCCCAGCCAUGUCCUGUUUAUCCCCACCUCUGUACCUCUGCCCAGACUGCCUUCUCCCUCUCCACUGCUCCUUACCUGCUGGGAAAACCCCCAAACCCAUGUGGUAG